AACUUUCAAAAGUGCAAUCAAUCUGUAUAAUCUCGAUCAUUACCAGAAAAUAUCAAUGGCAGAACAACUUUUAGAUUCGGCAGGACAAAUUAUUGAUUGGAUUCUUCCGAUUUCGGCUGAAUUGGAAGUGGAUGUUCGAACUGCAGAACAAGCUGCACAACUUCAGCGAUCAAACAGCUCCUCUUCAGGUGAGGAAGAAAUAGGGGAAGAUGGAGAAAAGAAGAAGAAAAAGAAGGACAAAAAGAAGAGUGAUGAAAAAAAACCAACUGAAGAGGCUGAAGAGAAGAAAGGGAAACUUCCACGCGUCAAGAAGGUGGAGGUGGUGGUUUCACCUCCACCAACUCCGGCAGCAGCAGCUGAGGGCGCCUCCACUCAGGGGGCUGACGACAAGGAGAAGAAAGGUUGAUGAGAAGGAGAAGGAAGCCGUUGCAACAAAAUAAUUAAGAUAUUAUCCCUAGUAUACUAUUAUUUCGAAUAAGUUGCAACUAAAUAGCAAUUAAGAUACUACUGCUUCGAAUAAGUAUGUUACUGGUGUAAAAUAUGUUACGAACACUGCAUGUGUAUUGAUA
This is a messenger RNA of Salvia hispanica, 569 nucleotides long. RefSeq lists its product as uncharacterized. The record is from RefSeq and is a predicted model, not a curated record. NCBI's taxonomy places the organism in Eukaryota, Viridiplantae, Streptophyta, Magnoliopsida, Lamiales, Lamiaceae.